AUGAGUCUGGUGGGGGGCUUCCCCCACCACCCGGUGGUGCACCAUGAGGGCUAUCCGUUCGCCGCCGCCGCCGCCGCCGCCGCUGCUGCUGCCGCCAGCCGCUGCAGCCACGAGGAGAACCCCUAUUUCCAUGGCUGGCUCAUCGGCCACCCCGAGAUGUCGCCCCCCGACUAUAGCAUGGCCCUGUCCUAUAGCCCCGAGUACGCCAGCGGCGCCGCCGGCCUGGACCACUCCCAUUACGGGGGGGUGCCGCCGGGCGCCGGGCCCCCGGGCCUAGGGGGGCCGCGCCCGGUGAAGCGCCGGGGCACCGCUAACCGCAAGGAGCGGCGUAGGACUCAGAGCAUCAACAGCGCCUUCGCCGAACUGCGCGAGUGUAUCCCCAACGUGCCCGCGGACACCAAACUCUCCAAGAUCAAGACGCUGCGCCUGGCCACCAGCUACAUCGCCUACCUCAUGGACCUGCUGGCCAAGGACGACCAGAAUGGCGAGGCGGAGGCCUUCAAGGCGGAGAUCAAGAAGACAGAUGUGAAAGAAGAGAAGAGGAAGAAGGAGCUGAACGAAAUCUUGAAAAGCACAGUGAGCAGCAACGACAAGAAAACCAAAGGCCGGACGGGCUGGCCGCAGCACGUCUGGGCCCUGGAGCUCAAGCAGUGAGGAGGAGGAGGAGGAGAGCGGGAGUGAGCCAGGGCCCAGGAGCCGGAAGCCGACCCAGGACUCCGGGCAAGCUCUCCACGCUCUGCUCUGAGGACUUCUUGCAGUUGGAAUCAUCCGGUUUAUUUAUGUGCAAUUUGCCUCCCCUCUCUUUGCCCCCCCCUUUGAGGCAUCCGCUCCCCACCUCCCCCCUCCAAAAAAAAAAGUGGAUAUUUGAAGAAAAGCAUUCCAUAUUUUAAUAUGAAGAGGACACUCCUGCGUGGUAAGGGAUCCCGGCGUCUCGUAGAUUCUCUGUGUGUGAAUGUUCCCUCAUGGCUGUGUAGGCACCAGCGUGGCCCCCUCCCCACCUACCCAACCCCUUCCAGAUAAAGACAGCAGACAAUUGUGUGUAUGUAAAGUGUAUCUUUAAUACCUGGCCUUUGGAUAUAAAUAUUCCUGGGGAUUAUAAAGUUUUAUUUCAAAGCAGAAAACGGGGCCGCUAACAUUUCCGUUGGGGUCGGUAUCUAGUGCUGUCUUAUCAUCUGUGGUCAUUCCCUAUUCGAAGAUGUUUCCAACAGCUACUUGUUUUGUGCACUUCCGUCCUC
This is a messenger RNA of Callorhinus ursinus (northern fur seal), 1235 nucleotides long. RefSeq names its product heart and neural crest derivatives expressed 2 (gene HAND2). Gene Ontology annotation, molecular function: protein dimerization activity; DNA-binding transcription factor activity, RNA polymerase II-specific; RNA polymerase II transcription regulatory region sequence-specific DNA binding. The record is from RefSeq and is a predicted model, not a curated record. Gene Ontology annotation, biological process: regulation of transcription by RNA polymerase II; heart development. Lineage: Eukaryota; Metazoa; Chordata; Mammalia; Carnivora; Otariidae.